AUGAAUUCGAAAGGGGAGAAAAAGGAGAAGAUCACUGAAGAUCCAAGAUUUUCUGGGAUUCAUAAUGAUCCUAAGUUUAGGUCAACUAAAUCCAAGAACUUUAAGAUCAAAUUGGAUGAUAGAUUCAGUAAACAAGAUCUAGAAGUCAGACGUAAAGCAAAAGUUGAUAAAUAUGGUAGAAAAAUUGUGGAUGCUAACAAGGAUGUAAAGGAUUUUGAUCGUUAUUUUACCAAGGAAAAGCCGGAGGACAAGGAGGAUGAGUCUAAUUCAUCCGAAAGCAGCGAUGAUCAAGAAGCUGAAGCUGCUGUUCAUGCAAAAUCUGUUGAUAGAGCUCGUGGUGAACCUCCUGCUGAUUACGUUUCUUCUUCUGAUGAAGAGUCCUCCUCUGAAUCCGAAGAAGAAUCUGGGGACAGUGACAUUGAAUCAGAAGAAAUCGAACUAGAAGAGUCCAAACCUGCUAGUGGAAAUGCCACAAAUACGUUGGCUGUAGUGAACCUGGAUUGGGAUCAUGUCAAAUCUGCUGAUUUGUUUGUCACAUUUAAGUCUUUCGUGCCUAAGGGAGGAGAGAUUCAAAAAAUUGCCAUAUAUCCAAGUGAAUUUGGUAAAGAAAGGAUGCAACGUGAAGAGAUCGAAGGUCCUCCAAAAGAAUUAUUCCAGUCAAAGAAAUCCAAGAAGAAUGAUAAAGAUGAUGAUGAGAUUAAUGUCGAAUCAAUUUAUGAGGAAGGAGACGCAGAGGACUAUGAUUCUAAAGCACUUCGUCGUUACCAAUUGGAACGUCUAAGAUACUAUUAUGCCGUGGUUUACUGCAGCGACAUUAGGACAGCCGAAUCAAUCUAUCAAAACUGUGAUGGCACAGAAUAUGAAUCUACAGCCAAUGUCUUUGAUUUAAGGUAUGUGCCUGAUGGUAUGGAAAUGGAUGAUGAUCCUCGUGAUGAAUGUACCUCGCUUCCAAAAAAUUACAAGCCGGCACAAUUCAGUACAGAUGCCCUUCAGCAUUCCAAGGUAAAGCUUACAUGGGAUGAAACUCCUGCAGACCGUGUGGAAAUAUCUAAAAGAGCAUUCACUCAAAAAGAAAUUGAAGAAAUGGACUUUAAAGCUUAUUUAGCCUCCGAUAGUGAAGAAUCUGAAGUUGAGCAUGAUGAUCAAGUUAAAAAUAAACUCAAGGCUUUAGUAAUGGAUUCCGUAAAAGUGGGGCAAAAGUCACUAUUUGAUCAAAAGGAAGAUGAAGACGAUAAUGAGGCUGAUAUGGAAAUAACUUUCACUCCAGGCCUGGAUGAGUCUGGCCAACAAGAUACCAAUGAUAACGAAGAGGAAAGCACCAUUGAUAAGAUUAGACGUAAAGAAAAAGAAAGACGUAAGAAGAGAAAGGACAGAGUCAAGGAGCUUAAGAAGGAAUCAGAAGCCAAAUUAAAGGAGAACCUUAAGAAGAAGAAAGAUACUUCUCACAGCAUCGAUGACGAUAAGAAAAAGGGAGAGUUAGAGCUCUUAAUGCUAGAUGAAAAUGAGGGUGAAUCAACAAUUAACAACAAGGCACACUUCAACAUGAAUGAGAUUCUCAAAUCUGAGAAGGAAAAAUCCAAAAAGGCCAAGUAUCAAAACAAGGAGAAGAUUGUGGAUGAUGAAUUCACUCCAGACGUUAAUGAUCCAAGAUUUAAAGAGGUCUUUGAAGAUCACGAUUUCGCGAUUGAUCCUACUCAACCAGAGUUCAAGAAGACACCAGCUAUGGAGAAGAUUUUAAAGGAACGUACAGUACGUUCAAGCAAAAAAUCUAGGGGCAAAAAGCGUAACCACGAAAUUGCAAAUACUGAACAUAGUAAAGACAUAAAUAAGAUCGGCGGUUUAGUUGAAAAACUUAAGGCCAAGAACAAAAGAACAAAACACUAA
Messenger RNA from Kluyveromyces lactis, 1884 nucleotides. It is a transcript of the gene ESF1, whose product is annotated as pre-rRNA-processing protein ESF1. The record is from RefSeq and is a predicted model, not a curated record. Gene Ontology annotation, molecular function: RNA binding. Gene Ontology annotation, biological process: rRNA processing. Lineage: Eukaryota; Fungi; Ascomycota; Saccharomycetes; Saccharomycetales; Saccharomycetaceae. The transcript has a single exon. Gene Ontology annotation, cellular component: nucleus. The coding region runs from base 1 to 1884 and encodes 627 amino acids.